UAUCACCCCUUAGCUUUGGCUUUAAUAUUUUGCUGUCUGAUAAUCGAGUGAUAUUGCUACAAUAAGUUAAGCGGUAAAAUAAUCUACAGAGAAUAAAGUGCUGGAUGAGACGCAAUUCAGCAAUCCGAAAUCGUUUGAUUACGAUUUCGAAGAUGAUCUCCGGAAACCGGCCGAUACCAACGAUAUAUACGAUGAAUUGGUACCCUAUCUGCCCACUUUUGUUCUGCACAAAAACGGAAAGGAUGUUGGAAGAACAAGUGUAAGUUUUUGGAAUCUCUUAAUGAUCCGAGCGGAUACAUUUGAGAUUAUCCGUAUGGAACUCUAUGAACCACUGGUUCCAAUAAUCACUCGUAAGAUGCCAGCUUGGUCAACGCCACCGCCAAAGCAAAAAUAUGUGGAACCUUACAGGCCAUUCUCACCAAGGCCACUGGAUGGUUUCAGGCCACGCCCUGGCCUUACAGGCCUUACGGCUCUAGUCGAUCAAAAGUAAGU
This is a messenger RNA of Gongylonema pulchrum, 492 nucleotides long. The record is from the annotation of a GenBank genome assembly. NCBI's taxonomy places the organism in Eukaryota, Metazoa, Nematoda, Chromadorea, Rhabditida, Gongylonematidae.